This is a messenger RNA of Biomphalaria glabrata, 6828 nucleotides long. Its product is annotated as tuberin-like. Lineage: Eukaryota; Metazoa; Mollusca; Gastropoda; Planorbidae. Gene Ontology annotation, biological process: regulation of cell cycle; negative regulation of Wnt signaling pathway; negative regulation of TOR signaling. The transcript has 42 exons. Bases 395 to 5932 code for a protein of 1845 amino acids. Gene Ontology annotation, cellular component: cytoplasm; TSC1-TSC2 complex; nucleus. The record is from RefSeq and is a predicted model, not a curated record. Gene Ontology annotation, molecular function: GTPase activator activity; protein binding.
GAGUAGCCUAGUAUACCUAAACAAAUACAGAUUGAGAUAUCUAGAAUCUAGACUCUUAGUCUUACUCUAGAGAAAGAAUCUAAUCUAGAUCUAGAUUUAUUAGAAUCUAGAGACUCUAGACUAGAUCAUACCCUAAUUUAUAUAGAUCUAAUUACUAUAUUAUAGACCUGCCUAGACUGCCUAGAGUCUAUAUUUAUUAUGAUAUAAUAUAAUAUACUAUACUAGUAUACUAGUUUAGAUCUAGUCAAUCUAGUCCUAGGUCACUAGAAAUAGAAUUAAGAAUAGUUAUAAAAAGAAGUGCCCCAACGACAGUAAUGAUACUUUAUAGAUCAGAAGAAAGAGAUUAGAGAAGCCAAUCUAGACUAGACUACUACUAUUAUUUAAAUCCAGAUCAAUGUCAGGAAUAGGAAAGCAGACACACAAAGGGGAAGAAAAUUUUAAAGAGAAGAUGCAAAAAUUUUUCUUUAAAAGGACUUCAGCACCUCAUAAUGUGUCCAAAACAAUUACAAAGGAAAUUAUUUUCACACCUGAAAUACUCAAGGAAAUAGGACCAGAAAGUCCAGCCAAUAAUAGAAUUCGUACCAUCAAGGAACUUUGUGAGGUAGUCAAACACAAACAGCUUGAAGAUAAUGCUGUUGAGGCCAUGUGGUUGCAAAUUAGUGAUCUUCUGCACACCAGUAAUGAUCCAGAUAACAGACAGCUGGCUCUAUACUUCUUGCAGUGCCUCCUGGAGGGUCAACUUCAGUAUAUGAGUAUUCUAAGAGCACAUUUCUUUAGAGUGAUUCAAAGCCUGACUGAUGCAUCAGAUAUCUACAACAGACUGGAACUUUUCAAAACUCUCAGUGAACAAGGAAAAAACCUUCUUUACUUUGAAGAUAAAGUUGGCUCAUUCUUAUUGCACUGGAUGCCAGACGUUGUCUCUGCAGGAUAUGUUGCAUCUUUUCUGCCUAUUAUUUUAAAUGUCAUCAAAUACAAUGCUGCUUAUUUGGAUGAAGAUGUUAUGUCGGGGCUGGUACAACAAACCUGUAUGAUCCCAAACAGAACACGAUCAGAAGAGGAACUCACUAAAUGUCUGCAGGUGUUGGAUGCUGUUGUCUGCUAUAGUUACCUGCCUUCCGACUCCCUUUAUCAUUUUGUUGCAGCUCUGUGUCAUACUGUCGACAAAAAAGAGUACAGUGAAAAGUCCUGGGAACUGAUGAAAAAACUUCUAGGCACAUACCUGGGUCACAGUGCUAUAUGUACCAUGUGUUCCAUCUUACAAAACAAGAGUCAGCCUGUAGAUGUUUUAUUGUUGAGAGGAGCCAUUUUCUUCACUGGGAUGGCUCUGUGGGGCUCAAGAAGAGUCACAACCUUGAAGCACACAUUUACUUCUGUGUUACCCUCCUUCCUGCAGGCCAUGACCCAUGAGAACAGCAUAGUGGCCUAUGAAGUUGUGCUAAAUAUUCAGCGUUUGGUCCACAAGUAUGGCAAAGAUCUCAACUACAUUACCUGGGAGAUUGUCCUUGAUAUUGUACAGACAUUGCUCAAUCAAAUAGAUAGAUGUGGCUUUGAAAAGAAAGUGGCCACUGAGACUCACCAAGUCAUUACAACUAUAGAAACACUGAACAGCAGUAGACAGUUUUUUGGCCCAGCUGACCGGCUAUUUAAAAUUGUCGAACAAUGUGCAAACAGCCGACCAACAAGCUCAGUGUGUGGCCUAAUAGACUAUUACCACAAUCAAUUCAUUCAACCAAAGAAAGAGAACUGGAUAGAGAUAGAAACUCUUCAUAAUCUGAUGGAGAAAUAUUUCAAAUGUCAGACCAGAACAGAAAUAAGGAAAAAAACUUUGGAUGUUUUAUCUUGUGUACUCAGUGUUAAUACACACAUUCUUGAGAAAGAGUUGAUUGAGUAUGUGGUCAUCCCUCAUUUUAUCCACAUUGGCAGUGACCCUGACACUGAGGUCAGAUGUAAGGCUGUGGAACUGUUGAUAAGUCUCUGUGAGCACUGCCAGAUGAAUGAGUUUUUCGAUCUUAUGUUAAUAAUUGAAAACAUAUUAAAGAAACCCUUACUGGGAGCAUUGCCAGAUGGAGAAAAGAAAGAUGAGACACUUGCAACAUUUGAUGAAGGACAUUUGUUAGAUGUACAGACAUCAGUAGAAAAGAUCUGUGAUCUCUUUAAGAUCAAGUUAUACCAGGCUCCAGCCUCACACUCCCACAGACUUUAUGAACUCCUCAUUUCACAUCUGGAGCUGCACUACUCUCACCUGUACCUUAGUAAAACAGCAUGUGGCAUCCGUAAAACAAUUUUCAGUUUACUUUUGCUUCUGCGUGCUGAUAGUCAUACUAGAGUGGGACUAGCAGACAGGAAACCUGGGGAACGACAUGUGUUCAGCCCAUACUUAAUGUGUCAACCCAGUGAUGACCUAGAUGUCCUUGGCCUGAAGAGUCCCACUGUACCUGGACUUAGUGCCAGCCAGAUCUAUGCUGUCAUUGAAUAUGAGCACACAUUCAAAUUGUUUCUCUCCUGUCUGGAAAAAGAAAAGGACUGGCUAAUCCUGCAGUCUGUUCUGGACAAUUUGCCCUUGAUACUUGAAAACAAAACAUUAGUGCUGUCUGGAGACAAAGGACUCAUUGACGCUCUGUGUGGAAAACUGUGUGCUAUGGUGAAAGAUCGAACUGUAGACCAAUCACAGAAAUUGAUUAACCGUCCAGCAAGUUUUACACGUUCAGAUUUCCACACUUUUGUUUUUCCAGUUUUGGCUUCCAUUGUCACUUAUCAUACUUAUCUGGAUAAACAUCGUUUGAAAGAGUUAGUUAACUGCCUGGAGUUUGGUCUCGUCUCCAAGUGUGCUAAAGUCUGUGUGACCACCCUGAGGAUCUGCUCUCUGGAAAUGAAAGAACUGAUGAUGAGGAUGUUGCCAGCUGUCCUGCUGUCAUUGUCUAAAAUAUCAGCCACUAUCUCUAUGGCCAUACCAGUCUUGGCAUUUCUAUCUAGUAUUGUUCGUAUCCCAGAACUUUAUGCUAAUUUUGUUGAGGACCAAUACAUGAGUGUGUUUGCAAUAGCUCUGCCCUAUACAAAUCCUUUCAAAUUCAGCCACUACACAGUGUCUCUAGCUCAUCAUGUGAUUGGCAUCUGGUUCAUUAGAUGUAGAUUACCAUUCAGGAGAGGAUUUGUCAAGUACAUUCAGAGGGGAUUGAAGUAUAAUGUCCUACAAUUGUUUGAAGAAAAUUCAAUCCGACAUUUAAGUUCAUACAAUCAAGACUCUAGUGACAGAAGCCGCACAUGUUCUUUGAAUGAAGGACAUCGCAGGCGUCGUAAUAUGACUGGAAUUGAAGGCAUCAGAAAUGAUGGUCGAAUUCCAAUGGAUGAGAAAAUGUCCCAGUUUCACAAAGAGUUGACAGAGACAUGUGUAGAUAUGAUGUCUCGCUAUGCUUUUGGCAAUUUUUCAGCAUUGCCAGUUAGAACCCCUGUGGCACAGUUCCUGUUGAAAGAUGGCCAGUCUGGCAUGUGGGUUGUAGGGAAUAAAAUUAUCACAGUCACUACAAGUGGAGGAGGGGGAAAAUCUGGAAACUCUGGCCUGUGCGACAACUGUCUGGCUGUUUUUCAGAAUUCACAGAGAGAGCUAACAGGUGGGGCCAAAUCCAGUAAUGUUGCCACAGUAACAUCUGGAACUAGACGGAGACAUAAAUCUAUGGCAAGUUUAGGAAGAUCCCAGACACAGAUCGAUUCACUUGGAAUAUCCCUUGAGACAGACGAAUCUUUACACCCUCGCCGUUGUCGAGAUGACAUGAGUCUUCCUCAAGACAGCCAUGAUAUGUAUGGUAGAGAUGAUGCUGCUGUACAGACGGGGAGUUCACUUAAUAAAGAAGGAAUGGAUUCACUUAUAACAGAGAAUAAAAAUCUGGUGUCAGAAAUAAGAACAUUCUCUGCAACUCAGUGUAGCUGCUGGUGCACUAGCUGGGCAGAGGUCAAUAUUCGCGGUGCAAGUGGAGUUGUGUCUUGGAUGAUGAGAAUAGAGAAUGAGUCCAGUGGGUACAGUUUCUACUCUGACCCCUCUCUCCCUGACAUAACACAGUUGUUGGCUCCACUCAGAUGCAAGACACCUGAUUCUGACAGUAUUGGAAAAAUUGACAGUGGUAGUCUUUGUGAAGAAGAUUAUGAAACAUUGCACUGUCAACAUUUCUCAGGAACAGACAAAACAUUAGUUCUUGGAGAAAAUGAAAGUCAAACACAGACAUCAUCACAAGAGGCCUACAGUACUUCUGGACAAUCUGAGACAAGCUUUCACUCAGUGCUUAGAAGGACCAGUUCCUCCCCAACAUUCCCUAGUGGCUCUCUCAGCCAAGAACCAAGCCUGAAACACAGUGGGCCAGACAAGGAAUCAAUACUUGGUACCACUGUGAAGAGUUUGGAUACACACGGUUCCAAGAACAGACCUGAGGCUGUUGACUUUUCUCAAACUGAGUUUGACUCUGCUCCCAUCAUGUCUGCUAUCAAGAAAAUUUCAGAGGCUGUGGAGAGGAAGUCAGACUUAUCACUGAAACUUUCUAUGAAUGAAAACAAACAAAUGAAUACUUCCGAGCCCAACCUCUCGCAGAAAUCUUUUGAAAGUAAUGACAGUGUAUUCCAACCCACUUCUGCACCUGCUGUCAAAAGGGAAGGGUUUGAUCCUGCUCCUUUCCGAGGCAGAGCUGAAACAAGUUCUGGAGAGUUACGUAGAUCUAUCACAGGAUAUCUUGAUGGAAGGAGACCUGCACAUAGGAGUUUGUCUAUGGAUCUAGAAGGGAAGAAGAGACCUGAUAACUUGCAACUGUUAACUAACCAUAACAAAGACACCUCGCAAGGACAAGCUUCUCCAACUGAAGGAUCCAACUCGUCCUCUCUUCAAGAUGAAGUUCCUGAGAUGAGACAAUUGAAGAGACGUGGUCACACUAUCUCUGUCAUACACUCAGCUUCAGAUUUGAGACGCACUGAAGAUGUUGACAGCCGAUCUCAAGGUCCAAGCAGUUUCAAAGACAGUAAGGUUGGACUCAACCCCAGCUAUGUCUUCCUUCAGCUGUACCACAGCCAUCCAUUAGUUCAGAGUCAGGAGGUACCUCUUAAAGUGCCUGAGACUGAGAAAUUUCGUCGUACAGUUGACAUCCUGGACCAUAUCUAUCCAUAUGAGACGCACAAAAUUGGAGUGCUUUAUAUGGGGAAAGGACAGCCAAGUGAUGAGAAGGUAUUGCUGAGUAACGAGUAUGGCUCUCCUCGUUACAUCAAGUUUCUGCUAGGACUGGGGGAUAUGAUCAGCAUAGAAGAAGCAGAGAAAGAAAAAGUUUACUUGGGAGGACUUACUCCUAAUGAUGGCAAGUUCACAGUGACUUGGCAGGAUGAGUGCCUUAGAGUUAUCUAUCAUAUUGCAACACUGAUGCCCAAUCGACAAGGUGACACACGCUUUACAAACAAGAAAAGUCAUAUUGGGAAUGAUUUUGUCACUAUAGUUUACAACGACAGCUCAGAGGAUUAUAAAAGUGGAACUAUAACUGGUCAGUUUAACUUUGUUAGUAUUAUCAUUCGACCUUUGGAUUAUGAAAGCAAUGCUGUGACUUUAUUAACCAAAGAAGGUUUAGGAGCAAUGAAGGAUAUUGCUGACAUACUGGGACACACACAUACUAAGAUUAUAUCUGAUCUAAACCUGCCCCUGCUGGUCAGACAGAUUGCAAUUAACUGUAAUCUGGCUUCCAUGGUGUUGCAACGCCAGCAGUCUACUGUAGGAAGCCCUGAAGUGUUUGCCUCCAACUGGUUAGAGAGACUGAGACAGAUCAAGUUACUCAAACAGAGAAUACUGGAACAUCAGCCAGAAGAAUCAUCCACUGAACAACCUGCUAGUCCAUCUCAUAUGUGGCCACCCACUGGGGCCAGUGGAGAUACUGUUGGUGGAGCCUAUGAAGAUUUUACAGAUUAUCUGUAAAUUUCUGAGGCCUCUUGUUUAAACUAUUUUGUAUUUUCAUUUCUUUUGAUUCCACAAGAAUGUCUAAUUUCAAGUUGUUUUUUUUAAUACUAUCACUGUCUUUCAUAGUUGAUAUGAAAUCAAAUGCAUUUAUUUUUGGUUUUAAAUCAUUUUUAAUUGUUUUGUUGCAUUCUUAUUUUAUGUGGAUGUUUAAAAACAAAAGUUUCAUGUGUUCAGAUAUUUUGUGUGUGUAUAUUAAAAUCUUGUUGGCAAUGAAGUAAUUUUUUGAACUGUACUGCAAGUUUAACUUAAGCCUUAGAUUUUUAUUGGAACUAUGAAACUUUUCACUGAGACUUUGGCCAAUUUAAUUUUAAAAUGUAUUUUAUACCUGAACAAAAAAAAUAAUUAUUGGAAGUUGCUACUAAUUAAAGAUGUGAUGUCAAUUAUCUUGAAACUAAUUAACAUUUUUUUCCCUAUUAAAUGUCAAAUAUUAAUUUUUUGUGAAUGUAAAAAAAACAACAACCAAAUUAAGUCAAAGAUAUUUUAUGGCUGUGACAACUCUUGAAAUUACUGAUGGGAAAAAAAAAAAGCAAUCCUUUAGAACUUUUAGUUAUAACCUUUUUUAUUAUUUAAUUACCUCUCACUACUUUACAUUCAUACAUGUUAGGGUCUGCUGACCCUUUUUUUUUUUUUUCUGUUUUAAAAAGUUUCAAUCAAAGAACUUGUUUAAUUCAGUCUAAUUAUACAUUUGCUGUUGGUAAUCAACAAUGAUCAUGAUUUUGUUGCAUGUGGAUAGUUAAGAAAUGCAAAGCCAUGGGUGUGAUUGCUAACAUUGAUAGAAAUAUUAAAAUAGAUUUAUUCAUAUCUAUUAAAGAAAUAUUAAAACAAAAAGAGAAAUAAAAUUGAUUUAAAAAUCA